AUGAAUUACUUAAAAAGGAAUGAACAUGAGUCCCUCUAUACAGAUGAUUAUACGGAUUUUACGAGACUUAGUGAGUUUGAAAUAUUUACAAAAGAUCUGUUAGUAAGUUUAAGGAAGUUAAAUAUAUUAGAAACAAAAAAGAAAUAUGAAGAAAAAUAUGUUUUUAUAAAUAUUGAGGAAAGAAAAAAGCCAUUAACUCCUCUUGUUUUAAUUAUGAAUGUAGAUGAUACAUGUAAUUUUAUAAAAAAAUAUAGUAAAAAAGAAUAUACAAUAAAAUUAAGUUAUACAUAUUAUCCCAAAAGUAAAUGCCAAAACAUUAUACCAUUUAUUGAUGACUCUUAUAAUUAUAAUAAAAAUGUGUCAAUUGUAAAUUUCUUUUAUUGCUUACAUGGUAAUGUAAGUUGUUCUGAUGUAGCCAUUUUCCCUUCCCGAGCUUUCCCCAUUGAAAGAUUUUUUUUUCUAAAUGAAUAUGUAAAGAUUGAAAUAAUAGAAAAGAAUAAUGUAGAUGAUGAGCAAUAUAUGAGUAUAGAGAAUUUUUCAAUCAGUAAUUUGAUAUUAAACAGUUUAGAACAAGCUCUUAGUGAAGUAAAUAUAUAUGUUCCUACUUUUGUUGUAGUGGAUAAAAGUAAUUAUAUAUAUCAAGGUCAUUUUUUUAUUAGUGAUUAUACAUAUUAUAAAUGUAUGAAUCCUUAUGUCCCUAUUCAUAAAAAAGGAAAUGAUAACGUAAUUAUAUAUUGUAAUUCAUCUAGCAAUAACAAAUUUGACGAUAAAGUGUUUAGAAGUUUAUGUAGGAAUGAAAAUGAUAAAAAUUAUAUUUCGAUAUAUAAAGGGGCAGGAUGUGAAGUAAAUUAUCAUUCAUUUAAGUUUUAUAACUAUUUUAAAGGAUUUAGUUUGGAUCAUUUAGUAUCAUUAUUUUGUUUAUUUAUUCAUUUAUCAAAUAUAAGAGGAAAAAAUAUACAUAAUAUUAACGUAUAUUUAAAAUAUAUAUAUUUCAUUAGUCAACCAUAUUAUACAUAUAUAUCAAGAUCUAUAAAUUUAAAAAAUGUAAAAUAUAGAUUAUUAAAAGAUAAUGUUAAAAAAAAACAAAUAAAAAAAAAUAAAAAAAAAAGUAAAAUAUAUUUAUUAAGAGAUCAAUAUAGAAUAAAUAAAUAUGAUAAAAACCGUUAUCCAUAUGUGUAUUUAAAUAAUAUAUAUAAUUAUAUUAAAAAUGAUUAUUAUGGUAAAAAGAUAUCUAUGUGUUAUUUUAAAAGAAAAGUAAAAGGACAAAAUAAGGAGUUAAAUGAUAGUAAGCCUUAUGAAUAUAAAAAAGAUAGUAGACAAAAUUAUUUAUAUAAUGUUAAAAAUAAUAUUUUAUAUAAGCCCAAUUAUUAUGAAGGGAAUUUAAAAAAAGUGAAAAUAUCAAAUAUAUUAUCAGGGGAUACAGAAGUUAAUGAUAUAGGUUGGAUUAGCAAUAUUGACCAUUUUUGUUCUUUAGAUAAUGAAGAUGAAAAUAUUAAUUCUUUCCUUGACACAUCCUUGGAAUUUUAUUCGUCAUCUUUAGAGCCUAACUAUGAUUUAAUAAAUAAUGGAAAUGAUAAAAAAAAAGUUCAUGAAAAACAAAAAGAAAAAUCACAUACCUUUGAUGAUAUUAACAAAUUGUGUAACUUGUUGGUAAUCCAUAAAAAUUUCCCAAGAUAUGAAAAUAAUCCAUAUAUAAGUAUUUCGAUUUUAAAUUUUAUUAGUAACAUGGAAAAUAAAAUUAUGAACAUUUAUGAGGGUGAUGGAAAUGAAAGGACAGAAAUUGGAAAGACUAAAAUAAAUAGUGUUUGGAAAAUAAGAUUUAUUACUACCGAUAAAUUUAAAGGUAAAAAUAGCUAUUUGUUAAAAAAUAUUUUAAGAUUAUAUUAUAAUGAAUUAUUAGGAUUAAAAAGACAAAGAUGUGAACAGACUAACAAUAGUAGUAAUAACAAUAAUAGUGAAAAUAAUAAUAAUAAUGAAAAUAAUGAUAAUGCAAAAAUGAAAAAUAGUGAUUUUUCUUCUAUUCAUAAUUAUGUAGUAAAAUUUAUGUCACUAAAAAAUAUGGAAUGGUUAAAAGAUUGUGAGAUACCUUUUUUUAGUUGCUUUAAUAUUGAUGAUGAGCCAACAAGAUAUUAUCUAGAUAAAAUUAUUAACAAUAUGUUUAGUAAUAAUAAAAAAGAAAUAUAUCAAUGGAAUAACACUUCAUGUAAAUACAGUAAAAAUAAUUACUACAAUGAUAGUAGUAGUGAAUAUUAUAAUGAUAGUGGAAAUGGUAGUCAAAACAAUAGUAGUAAUAAUGAAGAUGAAAAAAAAAAUAAUGUAAAAUCGGUGAAACGAUAUAGACUUUUAUAUACAAGCAUGAAUGAUAUAAAUAAUUCUUUUCUUGGAAAAAAAAUUCAAAAUGGAAUUGCUCUUACAAAGGAUGUUAUAUCAAAUGGGACUGGUGUAGGAAAUAAUUCGAAUGUAGUACCAGCUGAUAUGAAUGGCAAUAAAAAUAAUAAAGAAAAAAAUAAUAAUUGUGAGCAAAAUGGUGAAAUAGAAACAGGUAAAAUGUGUAACGAAAAGAAAACUGAAUCUAAUGUUUGUCUAAAUAAAUUUGGAGAAAUAUAUUAUGUGUUAGGAAAAAAUGAUAUAUUUAUAAAACGAUCAAAUUAUUGGUAUAAUAAAAAAAUAAAAAAUCAGAUAAGAUAUAUAAAUUUAAAAAAGAUGAAUGAAAAAAAAAAGAAAAAAAGAUUAGAAAAUGCAAAAAUUCAAAAACUUAUUAAAGAUUUUUUAUUAAUUAAAGAUAAGUAUUUUUUAUGUCACCAUGAAGAAAAAAUAUCAAUUUUAUUUUUUUAUUUAAUUAGUCAUUCAAGUAAUAUAAAAACUUUUUAUUACAUUUGGAAUCAAUUUUUUGAUAAUAUAAGAAAUAAAUAUGAAAAUAAUGAAUAUAUAUAUAAUGAUUAUUUAUAUUUAUCAUAUGGGCCUUUAAAUAUUUAUUCCUAUUCUUGUUCAAUAUUAUCUCAAUGUAUAAAAGCUUUAAACAUAUCAAUACAACAGUGUAAAAUUAAUGAAAUGAGAGAAAAACUUAUCAAAAAAAAAGAAUUAAAAGUUUGUCCUAUUAGUAACCAUAUUGAUAUACAAAAAGAAAAUCAAUAUCAAACUCAAAAUGAAAAAAAAAAUGAAAUAGAUUCAGAUGUAUGCUCAAGUUAUUAUGCAAAUGAAGUUAGUAAUAUAACUUCUCAUUUUACUAAGAUGGGUAAUUCAGAAGAAAAUAUAUUUUAUUCCUGUGAAAUGAAAAGUUCAACUGAAAAUGUGACAUCUACAGAAUCGUUGCCAAUUGGAGCUGAUGCAUCUAACAAUUUUCUUCAAACGCAAAUAUCUACUACAUAUGUAAAUAAAAAUGUUAAUAAUAUAUCAUCAUCUAAUGAUGAUAUAAAUUAUAAUAACGAAAGUUUCUUGAGUAUAAAAGAAAGUACAGAAUCACUUACAAAAAUUGUUGAUGGUAUUGAUAUAGGAGAUGAAAAAAAAAAACAAGAUAUAGGAAAUGGUAUGAAUAAGCAAUUUGAAAAUAAUAAUAAUUUUAGAUGUGGAUAUAGUAGAAGCAAGGCAACUAUUUUUAAUGUUAAAAAUGUAAGGAAUAUAAAACAUAUAAAUGAAAUGCAUAAACCAUUAAUGUUAGAAAAUUUUAAUAAAAAUAAUCGAAUAUGUUUUAUGGAGAAUACAAUAAUAUCAAAUUUUUUUCCAUAUCCUUUAAAUAAUAUUGAAUUGUUUAUAACGAAAAAUAAUGCUAUAACAAAAAAAGUAAAUAGUCAAGAUGAUAUGAUAACAUUGAUUUAUGAUAUAUUAAAACAUUGUGAUGAAAAUAUGGAUCUUGUAACUUUUGAAGAUUUCAUAAAAUGGUAUAAAUUAAAUAUAGGAGAAACUAUAUAUUCAUCACAGAAUGUAUUAAAGCAUUGUUAUAAGUCUAUAAAAAAUAGUUAUUUUAUUAAUAUUGAUAUAAAUUAUUUAAAAAAUAUAUAUAAAGAAAUGAAAAUGAAAUAUUAUAAAGAGAAUGAUUAUUUAAAGGUAAUGUUUGAUUAUGUAAAAGAAAAUUAUAAUCAUAUAAAAGAUAUUAAAUGUCCUUUUAAUACAUUUUUUGUUGGAGAAUUAAAUUUAGACAACUUAUUAAAUUUGAGUAUAUUAGACUUAUUAGAAUGUACAUACAAAGCUUUUUUUAUUUCUUAUAUUAAUACUAUUAUGAAUUCAAAAUUUAUUUAUAUUAAAAAAAUUCAGGAUAUACUUACAAAAAUGUUUAAUAUUAUAAAAAGAAUGCAUAAAAAAAAAAAUCCAAACAAAUUUUUAAAACUACUUAUAGAUGAAAAUAAUAAAUCAUUUAUGUUAAACAAAAAAUUGAAUUACUACAGCUUUGAUCAGUCUUCUUUUGUGAGAAGCUAUAAAAAUGUUUCUUCAAAUUACCCGAAUAAAAUUAUCCAGUUCAGCAGUAAUGCUAACAAUAAUAGUAACAGUAACACGUUGAGUUGCCCUAUGGGACAUGGUCUCUCAGGAUCGGAAAUGUCUGAGAGUGCACACAAGUUUGGUGUAAAUGAUUUGGAUGAAAGUAAUAGCCCUGAUAAAUGUGAGAACCUGAACGAGUCAGAAAGAAGUAGCAGUGUAUAUAUGGAUGCAGUUUACAAUGAACAAAACGAAAAUAGUAAAGAUAAUUUUAAUAUUAAUAAAGAAGAAAAUUAUUUUAAAAAUUAUUAUAGUAAACCUGAGAAAAAGAAAAAAAAAAUGUCAUAUAGUGAUACAAACUUUUCAUCAGAUAUUAAAAGGAUUUAUAAAAAAAGAUAUAAAAUAAUGUUUAAUAAAAAAUUAGUUACAUUAUUUGAAAAAUGUGAACAAUUAUUUAAUAAAGCAGUUUGGUUGUUGAAACGGUUUAGUAGUAAACUAAAUGAAAAAACAGUUUUUAAAUUAAUAGAUAUAAUAUUUGAAUCAGAAGAAAAAGAAGUAAUCAUUAAACCUAAAUAUGAAAAAUAUUUCUAUGAUUUUUUAAAAAAGGUAUAUAUAAAUGAAGGUGAUAAAAAUAGUAUUUUAGAAAAAAAUAAUAAUAAUAUAAAUUCUAGAAUCCAUAGGAUAAAUAGAUCAAUUACAUCAAGACGUAUUCAAAGGGGCUUAAAAGGAAGAAUUUCAAAAAAAAAUAUGCACACUAAUGUUAAUACAAAUGGUGAAGGUAAUAAUAAUAAUAACGACAAUAAUGGAGAUAUAAAUAAUAAUAAUUUAAAUCAAAAUGGUGAUGCAUCUUUAAAAAAUAAAAAAAAUGAUGCAUUAUCACCUCAAAUAGAUGAUAAAAAUAACAUGAUUAACAGCGAUAAUUUAUCUCUUUUGUUAUCUGCAAAUAAUAAAGAGCAAAAUAUCGAAUGUGUUAUUGAUUAUGUCAAUUAUAACUUUGAUGAUCAAAAUUACGACAAACCUGCCCGUAUGUAUUCUGCUAUAAGCGAACAUAGUUCAACAGUUUCGUUUAUAAAAAUGUCAUCUAUUUUAUGA
Plasmodium vinckei vinckei is the source of this 5502-nucleotide messenger RNA. Its product is annotated as conserved Plasmodium protein, unknown function. NCBI's taxonomy places the organism in Eukaryota, Apicomplexa, Aconoidasida, Haemosporida, Plasmodiidae. The transcript has 2 exons. The record is from RefSeq and is a predicted model, not a curated record. The coding region runs from base 1 to 5502 and encodes 1833 amino acids.